This is a messenger RNA of Diabrotica virgifera virgifera (western corn rootworm), 6148 nucleotides long. Its product is annotated as 6-phosphofructo-2-kinase/fructose-2,6-bisphosphatase. Gene Ontology annotation, biological process: fructose metabolic process; fructose 2,6-bisphosphate metabolic process. Gene Ontology annotation, molecular function: 6-phosphofructo-2-kinase activity; ATP binding; fructose-2,6-bisphosphate 2-phosphatase activity. The transcript is spliced from 6 exons. Gene Ontology annotation, cellular component: cytosol. Bases 552 to 1988 code for a protein of 478 amino acids. NCBI's taxonomy places the organism in Eukaryota, Metazoa, Arthropoda, Insecta, Coleoptera, Chrysomelidae. The record is from RefSeq and is a predicted model, not a curated record.
AUUGGUGACAAAAUAUACAUUUAUUUCUGUUUUAAAAGCCAAAGCCAGUCAUAGAAAAUCCGUAACGUAGGAAAGUUGUGCAAACCAAUAAGUGUACAGUGAAUCCCUAUUCACGCGGUUUUGAAUUUUCUUCUGGCGUUGAAACCAAUUUCAUUUCUGAAAGGGGCAGUCAGCUGUUAAGAGAAAACAUUUUCUAAAUUUACAUUUUCCUUUUUCGGGUAAUGUAACCACAUUACCUUUAUAGUGAUUUUUAUUGAACGUCUUCAUAGAUAGUAAAUCUGGCGACUGAAAUUAGAUAUCGGAUUGGAAUGAGACUGAUCUUAAAAAAAUUCAUCAUUCAUACAUCUUCAGAUCAUUUUUCAGAGGACUUUAGGAGCGCCGUGAUUUAGCUUUUUAUGGGUAUGUUCUAGUUUUUCCAUUUUCUUUUCAAAAUUCUAUUCCAUACCGCUUUGGGGUUUUUGUUUAUAUUCUGUGCCGUUAAAGCUUUUGCCUAACCAGGAAAUACAGAUAUUGCUCAGUUUUAAAUUUGAACAAAGAUUUGAUUGAAAACCAUGUCUUCAAGGACCCAGUACAACGAGAAACAGACGGAAGAAUGCAAAGGUGCCCAAGCGCCCAAGACGAAGCUGCUGAGGCAGUUCGGACCUCUGUUGGUGGCCAUGGUCGGAUUGCCGGGAAGAGGAAAGAGCUUGCUGGCCAGGAGAUUGUCCAGAUAUCUCAAUUUCACCGGUGAUAACACCAAAGUAUAUGACAUUAGCGAGUACCGUCGCAAACACAUCAAGCAAUAUGGUUCUCACGAAAUGUUCCGAGCAGAUAACUUGCCAGCUUGGAAGAUUCGUCAACAGAGCUUCCGUGAAGCUUUGGAAGACGCCGCAGCUUAUUUGCACAGUUCGAAUACCAGCGUCGCCAUUUUGGACGGACCAAACGUCUCCAGAGGACAGAGACAAGAAAUCUACGAUCUCAUCUACACUCAAAUGGGCUUCAGGGUCAUGUUCAUAGAGUGCGUCUGCGAAGAUCCUGUUCUGCUGGAAAGAAACUUUAAGGAGAUCUUACAAUACAGCGCCGAUUACCACGACAUGGCCACGGAAGAGGCACUGAAGGAUUUGACACAUAAGAUGGCUCAUUACCAAGCGCAGUACGAAUCUCCGACACUUGGAAGUUUGUGGGAACUUCCGUGCCCCAUGGUCAAAAUUUUGGAUGGAGGUGAUGGUGGUAUUAUUGCUCAUGGCAUCAACGGACAAAAGGAGAGCAAGAUCCUUGCUUACAUCUCCACACAGAAGCAGAUCAAACAGACUCUAUAUUUCAGUCGACACGGAGAAAGUGAAUACAACGUCAUUGGAAAGAUCGGCGGCAACGCAAGGCUCUCUCCCAGAGGCAGGAUGUAUGCCAAAGCACUAACGAAGCAUGUGCGCGCGCUUAAUCUACCCAGCCUCCAAGUUUGGACCUCCACUCUUCAAAGAACAAAAGAAACUGCAGCCAGUAUUCAAGCCCCUCAACAACAUUUGUCCGAAUUAGAUGAAAUUUGGUCGGGCGAAUGUGAAAGUCUGUCAUACGAAGAACUUCAAGAGCACUUCCCCAAAGAAUUAGCUCUACGCGACCGCGAGAAGCUUAAGUACCGUUACCCUCAAGGCGAAUCCUACAUUGACGUCAUGACUCGUCUGAUGCCAGUACUUACCCAACUCGAGUGCGAAACCAACGUACUAACCGUAUCCCACCAGGCUGUCCUUCGCUGCGUGCUCGGCUAUUUCUUGGAAACGCCCCCAGAAGAAAUCCCCUACAUCCACGUCCCCCUCCACACCAUCAUCAAGCUUACCCUUAAGGGCCACAGUUACAACAUGGAAACCAUCAAGAUGCCUAUCGAGUGUGUGGAUACUAACAGAGCCAAGCCUCUCAACUGCUCCGAAGAUAGAACCGCGGAAGAUGCUUUGCUCACGUUGCCUAAACACUAUGAUUCUUUGUCCAGUUUAAGUAACAUGAUGCCCUGUACUUAGCUUACUUUUGGAAAGUGCUCUUUUAUUUAGGGGCUGACGGUAAUGCUAUGGUUUUUGGAUGUCGUUUUAGAUAAGUGACGAGGAUGCAAUUUUGCGGUGUUGAUACUAUUUCUAUUUUGUACAAGGUUAGUCCUAAAAGUACCUGACCUAACAAAACAAAAAGAAAAAAAAAUAUAUUAUAGUGAGAACUUUUGAACUGACAUAAUGUGCGCAAGAUGGAGAAAUUCGAGUUUUUUAAUGUUUUUGAUCAUUGUAGUAAAAUUAAGCAGAAUUUUCUUGAUUUCUUCACUUAUACGCUACAAAGAGUUCUUUUACUAUUUAUAUCCAUCAACGAAAGUUACUUCACCAGAGGAGCUGUUUUCUCUGGCCUUUGAAGUGAGUUCUAAUAGCUUUCUAGUUUUGCGGAAUAAUAGACCAAGAAACCAUGGUCAGUGAUUAGGGUUAUAUAUUAAUAAGGUUUUGAGGUUAUAUUAAGGUUAAUAGUUUAAUGUAGUAAACAUAACCUUAUUGGCCUAAUCGACAGUAUUCAUUAUUGACAGCUGUCAAACAAGUGUCUUUAAACUUAAUUUUGUAAGGAUGGUACAAUUGUUCAGGCGCUUCUAGGACUAACCCUCUUAUAGUAGCUUUAGACGUUAGUCGUUUAUUAUUUUGAUCCAUUAUAGAUGGCGCAAAAUUGAAUUCUAGUUUUAGAAACAUGUUGUAUUGUUAAUAUUUUUGAUGAAACUUACAAAAAAAGCCUUGGAAAGGUUCCUUUUUGAAACAAAUACAGUCAACUCCAGUUUAUCCCUAGGGUUGGGUAGCACGGUUGUCGCGGAUAAGCUGUAACUGGAAUUCAAAUACAUAAAUGUAAAAAAUAAAAAUGUAGUUUCACCUAAAGCUUUAAUAACUUAUAUUUUCAAUGUGUACUUAUAUUUUUACUUUUUUUGAAAUUAAUCUCUCACUUGUUUCUGCUUCUUUGAAUGGAAAACGUGUUUCUCUAUUUUUUCCAUUGCUACGCAGCAUCAGUUUUUCAGCAAGUAGCGCGUCGCCCUUGUCCUCUAGGUAUUCUAUUAGGAAGUUCAUUUACGUGACCACCAAAUCCAAGCUCCUCUUCUUUUUCAUCACUUUCCUCGUUUUCUCCCCAGCAUUUUAUUAGGAAUGUCUUCAUCCGUUAGAUGCUCAAAUCCCGGGUCGGUAGCAUCGAAGUCUAACCACUCUUGCAGGUUUCCUGCGACCACAUUCUCUCGUUUGUAACGUUCCUGUUUUCUUUGAGAAAAAUUUCUCACUUGUGUUCAAAAUUUUUCUGAUGGGUGAGAGGAGUGUGUAACGUUACAAACGUCACAUCUUUGAUGUUUUAUUUUUAAAUAAUUUCUUAAAAAUAAAAUAUCAAAGAUAAUAAUUAUUUAAAAAUAAAAUAUCAAAGAUGCUUCGAGCCCCACGUUGGGCGCCAGUGAAACGAAAUAAGCGAUGGACUACCCCAGCUAAUUGAAAUAAUAUUCGAAAAUAUUACCUCAAUCAUCCAAGAUAGCCAUCGUUCACCCUUGCUUAGCUCAGUCUCUCAGGUGUGUGUUCGUCUUGUCCUAAUCUUAGAAAUGAACUAUGAAAAUUCAGAAUGGAAGCAAACAAAACAAUAUUUUUAACUAAUCAUGUUUAUUGUUCAUAAAAUACAUUAAAAAUGUGACUUAUUAAGUUCAUUAACAAAUAUAUUCAAAUUCUUGCCAAAAACUAACAAUUCUUGGAUUAUACUUCUGCAUGGCUUGUGGUGUUGGUUCGAUGGUAACUUCUUGAUGUCGAAUAGUACUGCUGCUGGUUCUUCAACGGGCUCUGGGAUUCUAAAGGCUGUAUUCCACCAGGCCUACAGAUGUUGGUCGUUGCAGUCUAGGUGAUGUGGUUGCAGUAUGGAUGACAUGUCCCUCGUUCUUGUAUCGCCGGCGAUUUGAGGAUUCUUGAAGCUCCCAGAGGGAGGACGGUGAUCUUUAUCCCAAAAACUAGAAGAGUAAAACACAUAUCAAUCAUCAAGAAGAUAAACCAAAGUGUGCCAGUCUGCCAAUCUUUUAAGAAAUAAUUGUCAGAAAGAGUAGCAGAUGACAAGAAUAAAUUAAAUGGAAUGAAGAUGAGGAGAAUAGUUAAAAUUUGAUGACUAAACGUGCAUAUAUGUAAAUUAAAAAGAUAUAUUUAAAACUAAAAUAUCAGAAACCAUGCUUUUAGAUGGGAGGUUAGGUUAGAUAUAAAAAAAUAUUAGAAAAACUGCUAGAUGCAGAAAUGUAAUUAAAAUAUGAUAAUAUGUAUUCUUACCCCAAGAGAAUGAUAAGUCUGGAAAUAGCUAUUGUCAGCUCUGUAAUUGCCUUUUAUUAGAUUACCACCACCAUUUUGAGAAUUGAAAUGACAGCGUGAAGAGAAAAUAAUUAUUUAAAAAUAAAAUAUCAAAGAUGUGAUGUUUAUAACGUUAGAAGUUCAUUAAGCUUGUAAGAGCACUAAGAGCAGGCUGUUCAUUUUCAUCUUCUCCAACUGCUAGUUUGACACAAUUCUCGAUGUUUUGUAACAGUUUUCUCCAUGACUUCACAAUUGUUGAAAUACUUUACAGACUCCCACGCAGAUGUGAUUUCGUAGAGUCGAGAAUAGUGAAUGACUUCCAAAACAACUUCAAGUCAUAUCCUUCAAUUUUUGAGCUAAGUAAUUUUGUUCUGUAGUUUCUCUUCAUAGACGCAAUGACGCCUUGGUCCAUAGGCUGAACUAGCGCAGUGGUGUUUGGGGGCAAACAUUUUUCCGUCAGCAGACUUACAGCUUUUUGUGGCAAAUUGUUUCCUUUUAAAUGUUUUUUGACUUCUGGUACAAAUUUGACUUAGUAAAGAUAAUACAGUGGACUCUCUCUAUAACGAACUCGGAUAUUACGAGGUUUCACUUAUAACGAGGUACACUAGAUUUCUCAUGAAAUUCCUAUUGAACUAUAACACCUCUGUAACGAGGCAUAUUUGGUUAUAACGAGAAAAAAUGAAAUCGAAGAAUAUGUUUCUUUACCUGAAUGGCUAUGAAUAAAUACCCCCAACUGCCUGUAUAUAGAAAUGCCCAACAUCUGUGUUAUUAUCGAGGCCGUUGCUAUAAUAAACUCCACCGCCUGUAAUAAACUUCAUCUGUUUAUCUAUCGACCGAUAUUGAAUAUUGUAGGAAAUUUACGAUGGCUAUAAUCCGUUCCGCGGAUAAUCCGCUCGCGGAUAAACGGGAAUUGACUGUAUCGUAGAAAAAUAUUUAUGUCAUUCAAUUAUUGUAGUUGUUGCGUAGGUGUUGGCUUCCAUUUGACUGAUUUUGAGGAUAUUAGUAUAACUAACGUAAACCAUAAGUACUGUUAAACUGAUUUUUUGCAUCGUAUUGAAUAUCUAAGGAGUAUUAGCUUAAAAAAUCUGUUUGAUAUUAACAUAAGUCACAAAACAUCACGAUGAUUUUGUUUCUUUUUGGGGACAAAAUGAUGCAAUUUUAAACGAAAGCACAAAAAGGAAGAAGACAUAUAGGAACGUAGACUAAAACCCCUUAUAACUUCAUGCCACUCCACAAUCACUAGCUCGUAGAUUAGUUAGUAAAUGCAGCGACUGAAUGUAGAGUGGUAGGGAUGUUUUGAGUAAACAGGGUUGCCGCAAUCCCUUGAUUCCUUAAACUAACAUGCUCUUUAAACAAUUGUAGCAAUAAGUUGACGCAAAGAGCGAGAUAACAUACCUACAGCAUUAUUCAAUGAAAUUCGGAACUGCUUUCCUGAAUAUUUUUGAUCUGACAAUCUGAUGAAAACGUUAAGAAAUAUAGCAAAAUUAUUAAAAAAAAAACCUUGGGAAAAUACGUCCACUCUUUCUUUACAAUUGAAGCGUUUAUUUGAAAAACAACAGAUGUCCAUUUUUCGCAAAUUCGACUUUAUGUACCUAUUCCUCUCAUGGAAUAGUAGUUUCUUUAUCCAUCUGACAUAUCCAGUUGUGUAAAAAUCUCAGUUGUCCGGAGAAAACUACAUAGAACAUUUGGAUAGUAUUAGAAAAACACCAGAUGUGUGGGAAGUUUUUCUUGAUUUGCCAAAAUUUUAAUUUUUGGACAAGUGUUGUUUUUCAAAUAAACGCUUCAAUUAUACUGUGAAAAGGAAGGCAGUUACAAGUAAUGACAAAUAAAUGGUCAUUGAUUUAUUCGAGAUAUAACUUGUUUUUUUG